AAUUUACAAGUCAAUUGAUUAACUUACAGUAUUUUUAUUGUUGUUUCUAGGAAGAUGCAAAUGUUUUUAUUGUGAAUUGGGGAAGAGGUUGGUUCGAUAUCAUUCAUUAUCCACAAGCUGCAUCGAACGCAAGAGUUGCAGGAGCUGAGUUAGCCAGAUUCAUCGAGCAUUUAAAUAGUGAAUACAACCUUCCGCUAGACAAAAUCCAUCUGAUUGCCACAGUCUCGGAGCACAUGUUGCCUCUUACGCAGCUAAACGUAUGAAAGGAAUUGGGCGAUUAACAGGUUUGGACCCGGCUCAGCCUGGCUUUGAAGACACGCCAAUUGAAGUGCGAUUGGAUAAAACAGAUGCACUAUUUGUGGACGUUUACCAUACUGACAUGCGACCAUUUUUCCCAUUAGGAGGAUUUGGAAUGAUUAAUCCUGUCGCGUAUUUGGUAUGUUCUCACAUACGUGCUUAUCAGUACUUCACAGCAUCAAUCAAUAGUAAAGAUUGUGAGGUCUGGGCUGGUAAAGUCAAGAUGCCGGAUAAAAUCGUAUCACGUCUGCGACGUUUGGUAGUCAACCGGUUUACUCUUUGGUGAAGACUUGUUCCUUGAAAACGUGCACUGUAGCAGGCUACAAAGCUGAUACACCCGGCCUGCCAAGAGAGGGCGUAUUCUCCCCUAUUACUGUUCUUAAAGAUCCUCCAUAUUGUGCUCCCAAACAUGAGAACAUGAUUGUAAAUGAGGAGAAGAUUUCAAACGGGAUGGAAAGAUAUAAAUCUACAGUGAAAGAGUCAACAAUCAAAAUAAUACCAUCUGAGAUUCCCCAGGUGGCAACUAUGGAAAACGAUGACAUGGAUGAACAGGCUGAUGAUUUUAUGUUCACAUCUGAGUCAGAAAGUCAAUACUUUAAUGAAGAUGAUUUGUAUGAAAUAGUCACAAGUAGACAUUGAUGCAAUCUUCUCACUCUCGCAUCUUCAGAAAUUGCGCUUUUUAUAGAAGGAUUCAAGCAGGAUAUUGAAGAAAUGUUAUUGAUGACAAUUGAAUAAAAAUUAACCAUUAAAGAAAUCAUGAAGCAAUGUA
Molecule: messenger RNA, 1066 nt
Organism: Nilaparvata lugens (brown planthopper)
Lineage: Eukaryota; Metazoa; Arthropoda; Insecta; Hemiptera; Delphacidae
Product: pancreatic lipase-related protein 2-like
Exons: 6
Coding region: 260-583 (107 amino acids)
Molecular function (GO): lipase activity
Source: RefSeq, a predicted model, not a curated record